This is a messenger RNA of Naegleria fowleri, 1158 nucleotides long. RefSeq lists its product as uncharacterized. Bases 1 to 1158 code for a protein of 385 amino acids. The transcript is spliced from 2 exons. Lineage: Eukaryota; Heterolobosea; Eutetramitea; Acrasida; Naegleriidae. The record is from RefSeq and is a predicted model, not a curated record.
AUGAUGUCUUGUCCUUUCUCUGGAAACUCUUCUGCUGGCAUGAAAUGUCCAAUCACUGGUGCAUCAUCCACCACAAAUGAAGCAACCACUAAUGAUUCCUCUAUUGAUGCUUGCCCAGUCAUCCAUGCUGUGAAUGAAGAAGAAGUGCAACAAGUUAAACAAGAAAAGAAGGAAUCUACUUCCGAAGCCCAACAAGAAGAAGAACAACCACAACAAGUUGAAGCCAAUGAAGAUGCUACUGACCAUUCUGUAACUAAAGCAUUGGAAGCAUUGAUGAAAGAGUCCGAUGAAAAAUCCGAAAUUCCUAGCGUAGCAGAAUAUCAAAAAUUGAGAAGAACAACGGCCAUCAUUACCGGAUUCUAUGCCAAAGGAACUGAAGCAAAGAGAGAACAAUAUGAAAAUGUGAAAGAAAGUCUCUCUCGUUUAUAUGGUGAUGAAGAGCAAUGCAAAGCUCAAAUCUCCGCUCUUCAAAAAUAUGAAAAAUUUAAAGGUCACCUCAAAUAUAAGGAAUAUAUGGAGAAUUAUCAAGAUGAAUUGAGUAAUUUGCAAGCUCAAAAAGCAAAACUCGAAGAAACUGCCAAACAUUAUUAUGACUUGCAUAUUUGGUCGCAAGAAAUCGUCAAGAUUUGUGAAUGGCUCGAACAACAUUUGGACUAUUAUGCUUACAAGACAAUUCCUGAUCUACCAGUGGAUAAAAUCUUUAAAGGAGUUAUUCCUCAAGCACCUCCAGAACUAACUGCUGAAGAAAAAUUCAAGUACAGUAAGGGUUUAGAUGAAAUUUGUCACAACUUGAACGAAAGCAGAGAUUUCUUUGAGGCCUCUGUAGAUGGUAGACUUAAUCGUUAUCAAGAAAUUGAGCGUGAAAUUAUUUUAUGUCAAUUAGAAUCUCUAGCUCAAUCACCCAAAGAAGAUAAUCCUCGUCGCGAUUAUAUAGAAUCUGAAUUGAGACAAGAUUUGGCUCAUGUUGAAUCUCAACUCAAGGACAGCGAACGCCCAGAAACCCAAAAGAGAAGACAAUUCAUGUUGAAAAUGCACAAAGAAUUUAUUGAUGUCUUGAGCUUCUUUAGGGAGACUCUUGGAGUGUUGAAUGACAGCAAUAUUCCUAAAAAAUACGAUGAAAGAUAUACAAGCAAAUUCACUCUUCCUGCCGAUGAGUAA